Diaporthe citri is the source of this 3135-nucleotide messenger RNA. RefSeq lists its product as uncharacterized. Gene Ontology annotation, cellular component: intracellular membrane-bounded organelle. The record is from RefSeq and is a predicted model, not a curated record. Gene Ontology annotation, molecular function: phosphatidylinositol-3,5-bisphosphate 5-phosphatase activity. NCBI's taxonomy places the organism in Eukaryota, Fungi, Ascomycota, Sordariomycetes, Diaporthales, Diaporthaceae. The transcript has a single exon. Gene Ontology annotation, biological process: phosphatidylinositol dephosphorylation. The coding region runs from base 1 to 3135 and encodes 1044 amino acids.
AUGGACAGCUCAUUUGGCGAUGCCAGACCAGACUCUAUACCCGUCACCAGCCCAAACGGGGCUGUUGCAGCUGGACCUGGCACUGGACCUGGCACUGGACCUGGCACUGGCAGCCCUCCGACUGCUUCUGUGUUGGAACCACCAGUCGAAGCUGGGGACCAGGCUUUAUUUCCUCAGUUGCGCAACGAUCCUGACGAGGAGUCGGGGCCUGUGCCCCCCAAGUCAACCUCUCAGGCUCCACCGGCAGAGGAUGUUGACGAUGGAGAUGACCACACAAUCGCAAAGCCUUUCCAUCGCACCUCAAGCCCGGACCCGGCAAGCAGAGGUGGAACCGGCGCCGCAUCCGAGGAGGAGUACGACGGCGCCACCGGCCCAGAAGACGUCGGCGAGGAUGGCCGGCCGAGGAGGAGGUUGGUGCACAAGAUGCACAAGUUCAGCCUGUACGAGACGGCCAGCAGGUAUUACAUUGUGGGCGGGGACGUCACGGAGAAGCGGUACCGUAUCUUGAAGAUAGAUAGGACGGUGGACGAUAGCGACCUCAGCAUCACCGAUGACAAGAUCGUCUACUCUCAGAAGCAGAUGAACCAGCUCCUUGACACCAUCGACGAUGGAAACAAGGGAACGGGCGGGAUCAGGCUCAAGUGCACCACCUGGGGCCUGCUCGGGUUCAUCAAGUUCACGGGGCCAUAUUACAUGCUGCUGAUAACCAAGAGGAGCAUCGUGGCUAUGGUCGGCGGCCACUACGUCUACCAGAUCGAAGGAACAGAGCUCAUCCCACUCACACCCGCUAGGUAUAAGACUGACCAGCGGAAUUCCGAGGAGUCUCGAUUCCUUUCUAUUCUGAAUAACCUCGACCUUGCCAGGUCCUUCUACUACAGCUACUCCUACGACGUCACUCGGACACUGCAAGAAAACAUAAGCAAGGAGCGGAACGCCCUCAACAAUGGGCUGCCUUGCUUCGUGGACGAUAACCACAACACCAUGUUCGUUUGGAACAGCCACCUUCUCCAGCCCGCCGUGGACGCUUUGAAGGACCCUUUUGAUUGGUGCCGUCCUAUCAUUCACGGAUACGUAGACCAAGCCUCUGUAUCAAUCUACGGCCGGACUGCCUUCAUCACAAUCAUCGCCAGGCGGUCUCGCUAUUUUGCAGGAGCACGCUUUCUCAAGCGAGGGGCGAACGAUCUUGGCUAUGUGGCCAACGACGUUGAGACAGAGCAGAUCGUCUCGGAGGCCCUCACCACUUCCUUCCACGCACCCGGUGGCAAGCUCUUUGCCAGUCCCGAUUACACAUCCUACGUGCAACACCGAGGAUCCAUUCCGCUAUACUGGACGCAAGACAACACGGGUGUCACGCCGAAACCGCCCAUCGAGCUGAAUUUAGUCGACCCCUUCUACAGCGCCGCGGCGUUGCACUUUGACAACCUGUUCGAGCGAUAUGGCUCGCCCAUAUAUGUGCUCAACCUGGUCAAGGCGAAGGAGCGGACCCCGCGCGAGUCGAAGCUGCUGGAGGAAUAUCGCAAAGCGAUCACGUACCUUAAUCAGUUCCUACCUGAAAAGCACAAGAUUAUCCAACGCCACUGGGACAUGUCCCGCGCCGCCAAGGCCCGAGACCAGGAUGUUAUUCAGACCCUGGAGAACAUUGCUGAGGAAGUGGUGCUGACGACUGGGUUCUUCCAAAACGGCGAUGGGACCAUCAAUGCGACCCGGGUGCAGAAUGGCGUGGCCAGGACAAACUGCAUCGACUGCCUGGACCGCACGAACGCCGCGCAAUUCGUCAUCGGCAAACGUGCCCUGGGCCACCAGCUCCAUGCCUUGGGCAUCUUGGGCGACACUGCUAUAGAAUAUGACACUGACGCCGUCAAUCUGUUUACACACAUGUACCACGACCAUGGAGACACGAUCGCGGUGCAAUACGGUGGUUCGCAGCUCGUCAACACGAUGGAGACAUACCGCAAAAUUAACCAGUGGACGAGCCACUCACGGGAUAUGAUCGAGAGCUUCAAGCGGUACUACAACAACUCCUUCAUGGAUGGACAGCGGCAGGAGGCUUACAACUUGUUUCUGGGUAACUAUAUCUUCGCACAGGGGCAGCCGAUGCUGUGGGAUCUGGCCACGGACUACUACCUGCAUCAUGCUAGUCCGAGGACGUGGUCAGUGACGAGCAAGAGGAGCUAUAUUCAAUGGUACACUGCUGAGUACCUGAAGGAGCGCUCUCUCCCUGAUUAUCACCCACCAAAGGGUGCCGAAGCCAAGUUGCCGGUCUCCUACUUUGACGAUUACUGGCUGGAGUAUUAUCGCCCGUUGACUCUUUCAUCGUUCCAGAAGAUGUUCCCAUACAAGAUGAAUUCAACCAUCAAGUAUAUUCCAUUCAAGUCCACGCAGGAUGGGCGCUACGACCUGAGCCCAUUUCGUGUUCGCACCGACGCCGACGGAGACUCCCCGGACAAGAGGCGACACAAGAAGGGCGUCACCAUCCUGGACCCCCACGAGAUUGCCAAGGCCGAUGGCGACGACGACACAGCCUCGAUCAUGUCUGGAAAAGGAGGCAGUACAAACAAAGGCGGCAUAUCGCUACAGAGAUGGCUCCAACCUGUGGCUCACGACAAGGCCAUCCACAACGGUAGUCCUCAUAGCAUUAUGAAGGAGCCCUCGACGCCCAUCGUGAAUGGCAAUGUCGAGCUACCAGUAGACCCCAACCAGCCGAAAACGAAGCCUACGCCACUGGAGAAAUCCCGGCAGGCGCAAUGGACCUUCACCAAAGUUGUGCAUGAAUCUCUCAACCCCUCUGUCAGUAACCAAGAAGCAGAGGAUUAUGAUCGCUACAUCAGCCACCCACAGAACCUGCCCCUCGUUGUGUCCGCCGACACUCCGGCUGAAGCAGUGGAAGGCGAGUAUCAGGAGUACCUCAACGGGGCGUGGCAGAGCGACGGCCUCCUCCUCGUGCCUCCGGGGUCCUCGUCGGGCGCCCCAGGCACGAGCAACGCGGAGGACUACUACCACAUGUACUCUGAUCUCCUCAAGGUGGGAGAAGACCCCCUCACUGUGAAGGAGGAGGACGCCCAGAAGAAGCGUUACAAGGCUUACGGCAAAUGGCUGCGCGGCAAGUCGCUGUUCAAGCAACAGCCGAUCGACUAG